Molecule: messenger RNA, 2190 nt
Organism: Adineta ricciae
Lineage: Eukaryota; Metazoa; Rotifera; Eurotatoria; Adinetida; Adinetidae
Source: the annotation of a GenBank genome assembly
AUGAGAGCGGUUUUAUUUCUAAUUCUAACCUCUUUUAUCACUGGUAUCAAACAACAACAACAACAACAUUCAUCGAUUCCAACAGAUAAUUCGCACAUUGACCAUCAUGACGAUGUUCCAAUUCCAGUCCCUCAAUGUUUUACAACUGAUUUAGUACCAUCAUUUCUGAAGCCACAUGUUGUUGAACAUGUACUUCAAAUGAAACUUGAAGAAGAAGAAGCAAAAUUAGUCAAAGAACGUGAAAGAAAUAUAAACAUUAAUAACGAUGAUAUAUUGGAUUUUGAAGAAAUGCAACUACGAACUGACAUUCAUAAUGGUGCAUUAAUGGCUCGGGCAGCUACAAAAGUUGCUGAUGAACUUCUUUUCCAAUUUUCAUGUUUAACAAAUGGAUCUGUCACUGAUAUAGUAGAUAAUUUCCUUAAAAAGAUCCCACUACCAACUGACUUUUGUGCCUAUCGUUCGGAUCCAAGUUGUAAAGAUUUAACAAACUAUCGAACAAUUACUGGUGUAUGCAAUAAUCUUCAACGCCCGUAUCAAGGUAGUUCACAAACAGCUUAUGGACGGUUAUUACCACCAAUUUACGACGAUGGAAUAAGAACACCUCGUGCGAAAUCCGUUCUCGGCGGUCCUCUACCGCCAUGUCGUGAGAUAAGUUUAGCCAUGGGAUCGAAACCGCAUUUUGAUCCUGUUAUUAAUAACCUUUGGGUUACCUAUGGUCAAUUUCUUGUUCAUGAUAUAACAUUCGCAGCACCAGUGACUGAUUCUGGUCGAACGCCAAUCAGUUCGUGCGGUUGUGAUUCGCGAGAUACGGAUAUGUGCUCUGUCAUUGAGAUCGCUGCUAAUGAUCCAUUUAUGGCUGGACAAAAGUGUUUAGCUGUUCCAGCAACUGCACAAGCAUUUCCAAAUCAAAUUUGUUCAUUGAGUGUGAAAGAACAAUUGAAUGGAAAUUCUCAUUAUAUAGAUUUAUCAGUAACCUAUGGAAGCACAAGACAAACAGCAUUUGAUAUUCGUGCUGGUGCUGACGGUUUAAUGAAAACGAUGAGAAAAGUAGGAUUCAGAUUCGAAUUACCGCCUGGUCAACGCGAUGGUAGAUCAUGCAUUGAUGCAACUGAAACAAAUAAAUGUUUUGCUGGUGGUGACUCUCGUCUUAUGGAAAACUCUAUUCUCUCAGGUAUUCAAGCUCAAUGGUUACGUUUACACAAUAAAUUUGCUACUGAACUUGCUCGAAUACGACCAGAAUGGCGUUCACAAGAUACAAUUUUAUACGAAGAAGCGAAGAAGAUUCUAUCAGCUCUUCAUCAGCGCUAUACUUAUGAAGAAUGGUUACCAAUACUGAUUGGCGAAACAACAGCACAACAAUAUGUCGGCGAUAAGACUCUCUUCACAGAAUAUGAUCCUUCGAUGCCUGGUGUUGUUUUCAACGAAGCAGCGACAGCAGUACUGCGUCUACAUACAUUCGUUCGUGAUUUGAUCACUCGCUGUAAACCGAACGGACAAAUGAUUGACCAAUUGUGGUUUAAUGAAAUCAGUUCUCGGUGUAAAUUUGCUUAUGAUACAACAACCAAUGGUCUCGAUUCAUUUUUAUGUGGUGCACUGUAUGAUUAUGGUUUCGCAGGUGAUACAAAUUAUGCACAACAAAUUCACCAUCGUUUAUUCGAAUCAAGAAAUCAUCAAGGUGAAACACGAAGAAGUGACAUUGUUUCGCUGAAUAUUUGUCGUGGACGACAACAUGGUAUACCAGGCUACAACGCUUACCGAGAAUUUUGCGGACUUCGACGUGUACGUCGUUUCGAAGGUUUUCUGGACACAAUGAAUUUCGAUUCUGUCCGAACAUUACAGAUGAUUUACAAACAUCCAGAUGAUGUGGAUCUAUUCGUUGGUGCCAACCAUGAAACGCAUUUGUCCGAUGCUUUAGUUGGUCCUGUUUCUGCUUGUAUAAUUGGCAUACAAUUCCGACACCUCAAAUACGGUGAUCGAUUGUUUUACACGCAUAGAGGCGAAUUUACGCUUGAACAAUUAAUGACUAUCAAGAAAUAUUCAUACAAUUGUUUCAUUUGCCAUUCAACUGAUAUCGAUGAAGUUGCUCAGAAUCCAUUUCGACCACCAGAUGAAAAAACUAAUCCACUACAACCAUGUAGUCAAUGCCCUAGUUUUGAUUUUACUCCAUGGCAUGCGGCGAGUACGAAUUAA